Messenger RNA from Miscanthus lutarioriparius, 708 nucleotides. Lineage: Eukaryota; Viridiplantae; Streptophyta; Magnoliopsida; Poales; Poaceae. The record is from the annotation of a GenBank genome assembly.
AUGCUGCCCAAAGUCCAUUGCCCCAUUGCUUGCUUUACUGGCAAUGAGCAAAGAGGAGUUAACAAGGCUAAAGGCAGCAAAUUACUUCCCUGGCCACAAAGGCUCACAGCACCACCACCUUGCCUGAAGGAGCUUGGAAUUAGUUCAAACAAAUUUUCUGAAGACAAUGACAUUUGGCAUUCUAGAGUAAUUCAAUAUUGGAAGCACAUGAAGUCUGAGAUACGAAAGGAUUCCUUUAGAAAUGUUAUGGAUAUGAGUGCUAACCUUGGAGGAUUUGCAGCAUCUCUGAAGAAAAAGGAUGUCUGGGUAAUGAAUGUAGUUCCUUUCACGGAAUCUGGAAAGCUGAAGGUUAUAUACGAUCGUGGUUUAAUGGGGACUACCCACGAUUGGUGUGAAUCAUUCUCCACAUACCCGCGCACCUACGACCUCCUUCACGCCUGGCUCCUAUUUUCUGAGAUAGAGAAGCAGGGAUGUAGCCUGGAGGAUCUUCUGAUUGAGAUGGACCGCAUCCUGAGGCCUUAUGGGCACGCCAUCAUCAGAGACAAAGCUGCUGUCGUUAACUACAUCAAGAAGCUUUUACCAGCGCUAAGGUGGGAUGACUGGACAUUUGAGGUGAGACCUAAGAAAGAUGCGCUCACAACAGGUGACGAAAGAGUCUUGAUCGUGAGGAAAAAGCUCUGGAAUCAGUCGUUGCAAGAUCCGUCGUAG